AUGUCAGCACCGCAGUCACGAUUCUUCUAUGGAGGUAGCGACAGCGACUCCAGCUCCUCGGACGAGGGAGAGGAUGUCUACGACCACUCCGAUAACAGCGAUUCCGAAGAGUCUAGCGACGAUGACCAAUCCGUGUCCGGGUCCGACUCGGAUUCCGAUGAUGACAUCGCCAACCAGUUCUUGAAAGGAUCUGACAGCGAAGAAAGCGAAGAUGAGGACAAAGUGACAAUUGUCAAGAGUGCCAAGGACAAGCGAUUGGACGGUCUGGAAAACACCAUCCGUCUCAUCGAAAAUGCGCAGAAGAUUGGCGACUGGGCUGUCAUUUCUACUGAGUUCGACAGCUUGAACCGCCAAAUCAUCAAGAUUACCCAGUCUGGCCCAACCCCUAAGCUCUAUGUCAAGGCCGUCGCUGACCUCGAGGACUUUGUCAACGAGGCCGUCUCCAAACAAAAGGCCUCGAACAAGAAGAUGAACGCCAGCAACCAAAAGGGAUUCAAUGCAGUUAAACAGCGCAUCAAGAAGAACAACAAGGACUACGCCACUCAGAUUGAGAAGUACCGCGCGGCCAAGGAAGAAUUCAUGAAGAGUGAGGAGGAGGUCGAGAAGCCCGCAGCUCCCGCUCCCAAGCCCACUAAGGUCGAGAAGAUCGAGAACUUUUCUCAGGCUCUCGCUGCAGGUGCUGACGACGAUGGAUUUGCGACCGUUGGACGUGGUGGCAAGGCCCUGCAGUACACCCCUGAGAGCAUUCUCAAGCAUCUGCGUUCUAUUGUUGAGUCGCGUGGAAAGAAGAACACCGACCGUUUGGAGCAAAUUCGGACCAUGGAGAAGCUUCUCGAGGUCGCCCAGUCUCCCUACCAACGUAUUCGUAUCUUCAUGACCGUCAUUUCCACUCGUUUCGACCUUACCGCCUCUUCUUCCGCCAACUACAUGGGCGCCGACCAAUGGAAGCAAGCCAACCAGGAAUUCGGUAACCUUUUGUCCGUUCUUGAGGAAAACCGCAACUUCAUCAUCAGCGAGGGUGCUGAUGAGUGGGAGGAUGAUGAGAAGCAACCCACAGUCGCCGCUGGGGAGACCUUCUAUAUUCCCGGCAGUAUUGUCUCAUACAUUGAGCGCCUGGAUGAUGAACUUACCCGCUCCCUGCAGCAAAUCGAUCCCCACACUGCUGAGUACAUCGAGCGUUUGAGCGAUGAGCAACAGCUUUACAACAACAUUACCCGCACUCAGCUUUACGCCGAGAGCCUCAACACUGGCGACAAGAACGAUAGUCGUCAGGACAGUGUCAACCGCGUGGUCAUCCGUCGGUUGGAGCACGUCUACUUCAAGCCCUCUCAGGUGGUCGCCAUUCUGGAGGACGCCACAUGGAAGGCUCUUCCUGAGCAGCUUGAGUCUGCUAUCACUCCCCGCGCUAAAGCUAGUGAUGUGUCUGCCCUCAUCCAGACCGUCUGCAACUACCUAUUUGAGAACAGCGAUGGUAUCAUCCGCGCCCGCUCUUUGCUCUGCCAGAUCUACUUCCUUGCUCUGCAUGACCAAUACUACCGUUCUCGCGACUUGAUGCUCAUGUCGCACCUCUCCGAGAAUAUCUCCAACUUCGACGUUAGCACCCAGAUCCUCUUCAACCGCACCCUUGUUCAGAUCGGUCUUUGCGCUUUCCGUGCUGGCCUCAUCUACGAAGCUCAGACCACCCUUGGUGAUAUCUGCGGCAGCGGCCGCCAAAAGGAGUUGCUCGCCCAGGGCAUCAUCCUCCAGCGGUACUCCACUGUUACUCCCGAGCAAGAGCGCCUGGAGCGCCAGCGCCAGCUGCCAUUCCACAUGCACAUCAACCUUGAGCUUCUCGAGUGUAUCUACUUGACCUCCAGCAUGUUCCUCGAGGUCCCCCUCAUGGCCCAGACCUCUUCCGCCCCCGAGAUGCGCCGCCGUAUGAUUUCCAAGACCUUCCGCCGCAUGCUCGACUACAACGAGCGCCAGGUGUUCACCGGUCCCCCCGAGAACACCCGUGACGGUGUCAUUAUGAGUGCUAAAUUCCUGGCCGCAGGAGACUGGAAGAAGGCCGCUGAGAUGCUGGCCUCCAUCAAGAUCUGGGACCUGAUGCCCCAGCCCGAGCAGAUCAAGGAGAUGCUUUCCCAGCAGGCCCAGGAGGAGGGCCUGCGCACCUACCUCUUCACCUACGCGCCCUUCUACGACAGUCUCUCCAUCUCCUCGCUGGCCGACAUGUUCGAGCUGCCAAUCAAGAAGAUCUCCGCCAUUAUCAGUCGCAUGAUUUCCCAUGAGGAACUUGGCGCCGCCCUGGACCAGGUCAACGACUCCAUCGUCUUCCGCAAGGGCGUCGAGCUCUCCCGCUUGCAGUCCCAGAUCGUCACCUUGGCCGACAAGUCCAUGGGUCUGCUCGAGUCUAAUGAGAAGACCCUCGAGCAGCGCACCCAAGGAAUGGCCAACGCUUUCCAGCGCGAGUCAGGCCCUGGUGCCCGUGGAGGACGUGGCGGCCGCGGCGGUCGUGGAGCCCACCAAGGCCGUGGUGGUGCACGAUUCCCCGGUGGCCAGGAGGGCCGGAGACCCGGUGGUCAGCAGUUUGGCGGUGGUGCAUUGGGUGGUGCCAUCAAGGCUUAA
Molecule: messenger RNA, 2604 nt
Organism: Penicillium taxi
Lineage: Eukaryota; Fungi; Ascomycota; Eurotiomycetes; Eurotiales; Aspergillaceae
Gene: nip1
Product: translation initiation factor eIF3 core subunit c
Exons: 2
Coding region: 1-2604 (867 amino acids)
Biological process (GO): translational initiation
Cellular component (GO): eukaryotic translation initiation factor 3 complex
Molecular function (GO): translation initiation factor binding; RNA binding; translation initiation factor activity
Source: RefSeq, a predicted model, not a curated record